GUUAUAAAGAAAUCAAGCAUUCCAUAAAGACCUACUGUAUAUACAGUAUACAGUAUAUAUUUCUUGCUGAGGUUUAUUGUUGAUUAUCUAAAAAAUGAUAAUAGAAUAAGGUUUGAAAACCUACACUUCUAUAGGACCGAUUCAUAAAAGUAUCAACAAGAGAGGAAUGCUAUAAUCCCAAAAUCUGUUAUUAUAUUCGAAUAUGCUUAGGAACACAUUUAAAAUAGGCAAAUAAACAUAAGGAUGGCUUUGGGAUUUUUUGUAAUAUCUUGGAUUACAAAUUUUGUUUCAUGCAUAAAGUUCUAUAUUUUGAUCAUUUACUGUACAUCAUUUUUACAAUGUUCAGGGAGCACAUAGGGGACAUCCGAUGAAUGAGAGUCGGGUUCCCUAAUCGAGCGCCGGCAGAGCAACAUUACUGAAAGCAGCCCUGGAAAGCAUAACGCAACGCGAAGAAGGACUGCAAGAGAGGUUAAUCGAAGUUCUUGAUUACUUUUUUUAAGUCACACAAAAAAAGCUUAAAUAUAUACGCAUCAAAAGAUUGCAAAUUUCCUUCUUCAGAAGAAAGCUUGCUUGGGAAUACAUGCUCACGUUUGCUGUAACAUACUUGUGGAAUCCUUCUCAUUUAUUUUUCGAUUCUUGGGCAAAGUGAGGGACACACAACAGACUACACAUCUUGAAUAAAGGUCUGUAAUGGAGAGCGAAAGCUUGAGCUUUGAACACACUGAACACAAAGGACCUGAAGACCACUGGAAAUAAGGACCCAUUGGUUCUGCAAGCAUAAUAUUGAGAGCAACUAUUUGCAAUGCCAGAAGAAUCCAGCAGAGACAUAAUGAGAGUCCCCAAAGCUCCUGAAAGAGUCAUAAUGGAAAAGACCAAUAACAAUGACUGUGUGGUGACUACUGUCCCACUGGUCAAUGAGGUUCAACUGACAGCUGCUACUGGGGGAACAGAGCUUUCCUGCUACCGUUGUAUGGUCCCAUUUGGAAUAGUCAUCUUCAUCGCUGGGAUAGUUGUCACAGCUGUGGCCUACAGUUUUAACUCACACGGAUCUAUCAUCUCUAUCCUUGGGUUGGUAGUUCUAUCCACUGGACUUCUCUUGCUGGGCUCCAGUGCUUUGUGUUGGAAAGUAAGACAAGAACGAAAGAAAGACAAAAGGCGUGAGAGUCAGACAGGCUUAAUGGCGAGCCAAAGAAGUAGCUUUGCAUAAGAAAAUAAAAAAAACUAAGAAGGAAGAGAAGCAGGAACACAGGGAGUUUGUGAACUGAGGAGAUGACUCUUCUUGAUGCCCUUUCAGUUAUGAAAAGCACCCACCUCCCAGAUUGCUCCAGGAUCUCCAAAGAAGUGAUAAAACGUUCUAGCAUUGAAGGCAUUGCCUUGAAUUCUAACAGGCUGGACUCAUCUGGACAGCUUGGAAGAGUUCUAGCCUGAAUGGAUUAGAAUCUAACAGAAUAAAGACAAAUUGCUGUUGAAUGGAGAAUAGGACGUUUAUCGUUUAUUUAUUUCUGUGUCCUGUGGUAUUUAGCUGAUGGAAUGAAAAGUAAAUAAAAAAAGAAGAAAAAAGAACAAUGAAACAUUUGUAGUGACUGCUUCGAGCGCAUAUUUGAAGAAAAUAUGACUGCCAGUUUUUAUUCACUUGUGGCAUUGCUAUUUGCCUAAUCACUGAAAUGAGGUACUUAAGAAUUUAAUUUUUAUGAUAUCAUCAUAUCUUUAUCAAACAAGAAGUAACUACAUAUUGUAAAAAAUAUCUAUUAACAGUGAAAUAUUAUGUCCUCCAAAACUUUGUAACUAGAACAAGUCUUACCUACAGUAUCAUUUGGCAACUUAACACAGCACAGUCAUAGUCUACUCUCUGUAGUUACUGAGUUAAUUAUAUUUGACAGCAUAAAAUAUUUCUCCUGAAACAGUGACUCUAAUUAUUUUGUUAAUAUUUAUAACUGUUGUAAAUUUAUUGGUCUCUUGUUACUAGUGUCUAAAAAUGAAUAAAACAACCAUUUCCGUGAA
Molecule: messenger RNA, 2001 nt
Organism: Lepisosteus oculatus (spotted gar)
Lineage: Eukaryota; Metazoa; Chordata; Actinopteri; Semionotiformes; Lepisosteidae
Source: RefSeq, a predicted model, not a curated record